CCCUCUGCGCCUGCGCGCCACCGCCACCGCCCCUCCGCGGGCACGUGACGGCCGCGGGCGGCGGCGGCCGUGAUGGCGACCUACGUGAGCGAGCUGGAGGCGGCCAAGAAGAGCCUCAGCGAGGCGCUGGGCGAGAACGUGAAGCAGUACUGGGCCAACCUGAAGCUCUGGUUCAAGCAGAAGAUCAGCAAGGAGGAGUUUGACCUGGAAGCGCGCAGGCUUCUCACGCAAGACAAUGUCCACUCUCACAACGAUUUCCUCCUGGCUAUUCUCACCCGAUGCCAGAUCUUGGUUUCUGCCCCAGAAGGUGCUGGAUCUCUGCCAUGGCCAGGUGGCUCUGCAACUAAGCCUGGAAAACCCAAAGGGAAGAAAAAGAUUUCUUCAGUUCGCCAAAAGUUCGAUCACCGGUUCCAGCCUCAGAACCCGCUGUCGGGAGCCCAGCAGUUUGUGGCAAAGGAUCCUCAGGAGGAUGAUGAUUUGAAGCUGUGCUCUCACACCAUGAUGCUCCCAACACGUGGCCAGCUGGAAGGAAGGAUGAUUGUCACUGCCUAUGAGCACGGGCUGGACAAUGUCACCGAGGAGGCAGUGACAGCCGUUGUUUAUGCUGUGGAGAACCACCUUAAGGACAUUCUGACCUCUGUGAUAUCCAGGAGGAAAGCCUAUCGUCUGAGGGAUGGCCAUUUCAAGUAUGCCUUUGGAAGCAAUGUCAACCCUCAGCCAUAUCUGAAGAACAGUGUUGUUGCUUAUAACAACUUAAUUGAGUGCCCCCCGAGCAGCGCGACGCCCUCGGCGGGUCAGAGCCUGGCCGCCCCGCCCGCUCCUGAUGAUGCUGAGCAGCAGGCAGCCCUGCUCCUGGCCUGCUCUGGGGACACCCUGCCAGCAUCCCUGCCUCCAGUCAACAUGUAUGACCUCUUUGAGGCACUGCAGGUGCACAAAGAAGUGAUCCCUGCACACACAGUCUAUGCUCUCAACAUUGAGAGGAUUGUCAUGAAACUCUGGCACCCGAACCACGAGGAGCUGCAGCAGGACAAGAUCCAUCGGCAGCGCCUGGCCAUGAAGGAGGGCCUCCUGCUCUGCUAGAGCUGGGCAGCCCUGCCAGCCCUCAGGUGGCUCCAGCCUGCUCCUGGGACUUGUCAUUCGGAUGCUCCUUACAAACCUGUGUCAGCAUCUCCAGGAUGAUGUGAUUUAUGAGUCAGCUUUUCCUAUGGAAAUGGGACUGAGUUGUGGGACGCUUCCUCUGCUUCCCCAGAGUCACGUGCUGUGGAGUACUUGCAGCAAUGUCACUGAGUUGGGAAAGAGAAACAAGACACAUUUGCAAGGACUGUUUUUAGGAAAAAUAAAUGUGGGAGUGGAAAGAGUUGGUUUUAAAUAAGGUGUGCUCUUGUCUUCUUUUGUGAGCAUGGAGAAUCUGCCUCCUUGCCCUCACCUCUCAGGUAGUUUCCCUCCUGAGCUCAGACUCCAGAGCCCUUGUCCAAUUUCUGUUGCAGUUGGUGAGAGCCUUUUCAUUAACUGAUUAUGGGGUGGGCUCCUGUGAAUAUGAGCAGUUCUGUUAGCUGACGUUGUUCCUCUUCUACCAGGGGAACUUCUGAUUAGAAACUGUGACAAAACAAGGCAAAAAGGGAAUUGUCUUGGUGUUGAAGACUCCUUGGAUUUGCAGCAUGAACAAAUCUCUAUCACUUCCUUGUAAAAAUAUGCAGUCUUGUAUUACUUCAUUAUGAAAUGAUGCAGCCGCACCUCUCCACAUGGGAGAUGUGCAGAUCGCUGUGUAAAAGGAGAAAUUCCACCUUCUGGGUUUCAGGUAUUAAUGAGUCAGUUCUGGGAAUCAGCUUAUUAUAACAAGAGAAUUCCAUUAAAGUGUCGUACUUACUACAUGACCUGGGUUUGACCUCAAACAUGAAGGUACCUGCUGAAGUGCGACUCGCUUAGUGUGCCUCCAGAUCAAUGGAAUUGAAACAGCUUCUUCUGGGGGAACACGAAAGGGGAAGCUCAUGGUUCCACUUCAUUCUGGUCCUCCUCUUUGGAAGGUAUUUGGAUGGGAGACUUGUCAUAUUUCUCCUGAAGUUUUCUUCUCUGCUGUACCCCCGGGACUGAGGAGGGUGCAGAUCCCUGAUGUUUCUUCACAGUUACUGUUUUUAUAACUUCCUUUCCUGACCCCUGUGACUGUUCAUGUUGCACCAGCAUUGUAAUAAGGGGCAGUGCAGCUGUCCCUGUGUUCCUGCCUUUCCUGCAUCCUCCUUCAGGAUGUGCUGUGGAGUCAGGCAUAGCAAGAGGCAGUGUCUGGGCAGGUAUUGGUGGCUCUCUUCAUGAGAAGAUCACUUUAGGAUUAUGAAGAAACUGGGAAAGGCAACAACACAAAACUGCAGCAGGGCCUGGCAGGAUGGGAGCAGUUGUAGGUAAGUCUGGCAGUGUGUGGUUAAGAGGGGAGUUAAGAGGGAGAAAAGAUGGACAAUUCAUUUUGGUCCCCUUCUUUUGACUGUUUUGUUUUUCUGUUGUUAAGCUGGUCAGAGCGAGCCUGAGCUUAAAAGUUGACUCAGUGACUUUUACAUGAGAGUUUUUAAAAGCAGUGUUUAACCUUACUAACUGUGUGGUAGUGAGAUCAUCAAGCCACCCAAAAUACAGCCCUUGGGGUGUGGGAGGGAGAUUUCCCAGAUAGUUGUGAUGCUUCUGGUGUAAAAUGAAAGCAUUCAGUUUGUUUGCUAGAAACUCUGGGGCAGCUCUGAGGAUCUCAGAUCUGAAGAAAGCAUCACAGGCGGGUUCUGAAACAAAUUGCUAAGUGUGGCACUAGAAUGUCCCUGCUGUUUGCCUGAGCUGUCUUCUGAAGAGCCAAGUCAUCUAUUCCACCCUGACAAAGUUGGGUGUUUGGUAUGGCUGCUGCACAGCAAAGGCUCUGACAAGGAACUCGUGUCAGCUGCAUUUGCAGAGAUCUGAAAACUGAAAGGCACAUGUUCUCGAAGCAUUUGCCAUGGAGUGUGAAUGUUUGUGAUAAACAAUGCUUUACAGGCUUCUUGGGUCAUGGAGCUGCAAGGGAUCACGGAAUAUUCUGAGUUGGAAGGGAGCCACAAGGAUCAGGAGCCCAACACUUAAGGGGAAUGGCCCAUAUGGGCAUCAGACCCAUUAUGAGCACCGUGCUCCAACCAACUGAGCUAAUCCCUGUGGCUGAUUGGAGGCUGCUUUUCCACCCCCUGCUGAAGGAAGGGCCAAGCUCAAAAUUAGAGCAGGUUGUUUAUUUGCAGAGAUGAGCCCAGACAGGCAGUGCCAUCUCCAGUUCUGGUGUGUGAGCAUGUGGACAGUGGAGGUUUUCCCUGGACCCCUGCCCUGAGAGCAGGAUGCUGGUACUGACAGGUGUCACUGUUAGGCUGUGACGUGACAUGUCUGUCUUCACUACAGUAGUUAGCCCUCUAAAAUGAAUAAGUAACACUGCUGAACUUCAAAGCAGCACAGAAAAUAGUUUGGCAGGGUCUGGCUUUUGCCCCAAGAUCCACCCAGAACCUGCCAGCUCUGUGGCAAGCUAAGCUUGAGCAAAAGUGUUCCUGACAGGUGUUAGCUCAGAAACCUUCAGUGGAACUUCAAAGUUGCCUUGGGCAACAUGGUGUGCUUUUUAGUGGCCUUCACCAUUGAAGGCUUUUUCCUCUGACCCCUGCCUCUUGCUGCAGGCCUGGAAUUUGUUACAGUCAUGCCAGAAUAUGGAAAGACAGAAGGGAAGGGAUAAGACGUCACCUGCCAUGUCCUCAAGAGUGAGAAUUGCAUCUUAUGCUCUUAACCCUAUAGGAGCUAUGCAGUGUACUGAAAGUUGCCACUUUUGAAGUUUCUAUUGCUUCUGCUUCCACUUCUAGAUCUGUAAUGAAAAACCACUUGCCAGCUCAUGAACAGAGGGGAAAGAGUGCUUGAGAUGUUCACCAGGCUUGCUUCGUGGCCUGGGUUGGGGUGAAGUUGUUCAUCUCGUCCUAGAAAUGAUCAAUGUGAUCUGCAUCCCUGCGAGUGUAGCAGUCAGAAAGAAAAUCUGUUACUGUUCAGACAGUUUCAGCUGCCAGACCUGGCUUAAGUCUGACCAAACCUUUGCAGUUGCGUGCCAAGCAGGAUGCCAGGGAUGUGAAUGCGGCACUCAUCAGCACCCCCAAACAGCCAAAUCCUUGCUCCCCAGACUUCGGUCUUGCCUCACUGGGGCUGUGUUGGUUAUAAUUAAAAAAAACACUGUUUCCAUUUGAAUUUCUGAAACCAGUUUCCCAGCGGUAGGCUGGGUUAUAGUUAAUUAAAGGCUCCCACAAUCAGAUAUCUCCUUCUGCGCAACGACAGCCACUUCUGAAAUGUCACUGUGGUGAGAGCAACGAGCAGGAGCUGGGGCCACUUCCAUCUCACAGGAAGGGCUUCUGGCCUUUCCAUGGAGCACCCUGUAACCUCUUUGAGUCCUUUAAAGGCUUUUAAACCCUGGUUGGGAGUGUGUCAGCAGGGCUCCUGCCCAGGUCCUGGCAGCCGUGCGUGUUCUUCCCUGCUCGUGUCUCCAUGUGCACAGCUGGCCAGCUCUGCAUCUCAGGAGGUGAUUUGGUCCUGGCUGAGCAAUCUGCCCUGUACUUCUAUUUAUAUCUCACAGGGAUGCUCCAGAUGGAUUUGGCAGAGGAGCAGCAGGUCAUUGUCUGUGCAGUGUAGCCUUUCUGUGGAAAGUAGGCUUGAUUUUCAGAUAUUUAUAGUUCGUUGGUGUAUUGUUGAUGGGAGCAGCCACUCUGUUUUUCCCUAGAGCAACAUAAAUAUUUCAGACUUCCUUUUUCCACUGAAACUUUAAUUUCUCACUAAAACGCUGUUUUCCCACCACAAAGAAAGCAAGAGGCAGCUCAGCCUGCUUUAUUUUCACCUCUGUCUCUCGUGUCUCCAAAACUUCACCAGAAGUUUGUUCCAAGCUGUCAAAUGUGGAUUUUAGCUCUAUAAUAAAUAGAGUAUUGAAUGACUCCAUAAUAAAAGGCUUCAGAGUAAUUAUUAUCCACUCUCUGCAUUCCCUGAAGACAGGAAAGGGGGGAGCAAGAGCCUGGCUCUGCUCCUGUGCUCUGGGAGUGCCUGGUGCAGGUGCAGCCCUGCUGUUUCUCUGAUGGCUCACUACAGGAUUGAUGCUGCAGGCUCAUUCUCCUUUCUCGUGUGUUGGAGAUCCAUCUCUGAAUUCCUCCUGCUCUCUGCUCUGCAAAAUGUCUCAGCAGGGCUCCAUGGUUUCCCCUGGAACCCGUGAGAGGGGAUGUGUGAGAGCAGGGCUGGAGCUUCACUGUAGGCAGCAGAUGCUGCAGUGUGUGAUUCCCUUAUUCUGCCAGUACAGCCCCCAGCAGUGGAGGGAGCAAGGCAGAGGUGUCUUUGUCUUGGUGUCCCUUCUGGAGCUGUCACAGGCUUUGCACAGAGCCCUGGGGAGCCAUCCUGGGGAACAGCAUCAGCUGUAUCUCACAAGUCUUUGUGUUGGUAGUGCUAAAAAAUGGGGUUGCAAAGCCCUUGGAGCAAAAAAAUAAAGUAUUUACUCUGUUGCCCCAAACCAGCUGGUACACACUGGUGCAGCAAGUCCUAAAUCCUGUCAGAAGAGAGCCAAACCACGUGUCCUUGCCCCUGGGACAGCAGGGCCCUGAGCAGCACAUCCCAGUGUGCUCCCGAGGACUUGGUAUGGACAUAUUGACAGCUUUGGCCUUGUAGAGAGCAAUCCGUGCUCUGGAUCCCUGUAAACUGGCCUCCUCCCCACCAGUGCUCAAGGGAGGAGCUGCCCCUGCACGCUGCUGAUCUCAUUAAAACUUAACUUACACAUCCACAGCCAAAAAAUAAAGGAAUAAAGCAAACAAAGUCUGAAGUGCGUCAUUAAUACAGAGCUGCCCCAGCUAUUUGGAAAUCACACUUUGAAAUACUGAUAUUGAGUCCCUCAGGAUUUGAACCAACUUUGCUAUUUUGUUUUUUUAGUCAUUAAUCAGUGGCUAUAGCUACAUAGUUAUCAUUAAACAAUUGCACUGUGAA
This is a messenger RNA of Vidua macroura (Pin-tailed whydah), 5970 nucleotides long. It is a transcript of the gene TADA1, whose product is annotated as transcriptional adaptor 1. NCBI's taxonomy places the organism in Eukaryota, Metazoa, Chordata, Aves, Passeriformes, Viduidae. Gene Ontology annotation, cellular component: SAGA complex. The transcript has 9 exons. The record is from RefSeq and is a predicted model, not a curated record. Gene Ontology annotation, molecular function: transcription coactivator activity. The coding region runs from base 73 to 1080 and encodes 335 amino acids. Gene Ontology annotation, biological process: regulation of transcription by RNA polymerase II.